GGAGGCAGCGCGACAGACAGGCUAGUGUCGGAGGUUCGGUCGGACUCGGCAGGACUCGGCAGGACUCGGUAGCUAGCCGAGGAGGGGGCACUGUUGUCAUUCGUCCGGGGCUGUGUGUCGAGCUUUUUGUCCAGGAGAAAUGGCUGGGAUUAAAGCUCUCAUCAGCCUGUCCUUUGGAGGGGCCAUUGGCCUCAUGUUCCUCAUGCUAGGAUGUGCCCUCCCUGUGUAUGACAAAUACUGGCCUUUGUUCCUCCUCUUCUUCUACAUCCUCUCCCCCAUCCCUUACUGCAUCUCGCGGAGGGUGGUCGACGACACAGACUCGGCCAGUAACGCUUGCAAAGAGCUGGCCAUCUUCCUCACGACGGGCAUUGUCAUCUCAGCCUUCGGCCUGCCCAUCGUCUUCGCAAGAGCUGAAGUAAUCGCCUGGGGGGCGUGUGCGCUCGUGCUAACGGGUAACGUAGUCAUCUUCGGGACCAUCCUGGGCUUCUUCAUGGUCUUCGGAUCCAACGACGACUUCAGUUGGCAGCAGUGGUAAAACAGCUGAGGGAGGGGGACCUUAGUCUGAACUGUUUUUAUUAGCGUUACAAUUAUUAUUAUUAUGGUAUUACUGUUUGGUUCUUGUUGUUGUUAUUUAUAUGAUGACCGCCCAUCCAUAGACUCACACCAAACCAGUGCAAUACUUUUUUUUUUUUUUUUUACCGCCUGCAUCAUAUUGAACUGACACAAGUGGGAUGGAAAAUGCUGACUUUCUGUUGGAUUUUUACUCAUUUUAGUUAUGCUCUUGUGUUUUUUUGAAUUUUCUCCAUUUAUGUGUUUUUCAUUUUGUAAGCUGAUGAGCGCUGGCGAACAACUUGUGUUAUCUGUGAAAAAAUAUGUUAAAAAUAAUCCAAUUGAAUGUUGAAUGAGACUUAAUCUGACCAAAACAACAGGGUCAUACCUGUCUGGGCUCCGUUCUCUAUUUAGUAGACAGCUUUCUCUACACUGAGAGCACAGAUGGGUGUUCAGGGCUAGGUGUAAAUCAGCAGAAAACUGAUGGAAAAUCUGCAUGAUACAAGCUCAGAUUUCACCACUAAUCUAACUAUAAAACUACUGAGAAAUUAUAAAGAGGAAUCUCUUUCUGUGGGUAUAUGUAUAUGUCCUUCGCAUAUCUCGAGAACCGCUCAUCCGAUCGACUUCACACUUGGUGGGUUAUUUGGAAAUUACCUCUGCUAAACCCAGACACACAAACCUAACGUCAAAGAACUAGCGAAGACGAAGGACGCUCAUUGAUUUGCCUCACGUCGCCUUUGUCUUGGCCAAAAAGUUGCACUCGAACACAACGCAAAGACGACAGCCGACGGCCAACUACCACGUACGUUCUGCGUUCACCACUUAG
Messenger RNA from Sebastes umbrosus (honeycomb rockfish), 1375 nucleotides. It is a transcript of the gene leprotl1, whose product is annotated as leptin receptor overlapping transcript like 1. The record is from RefSeq and is a predicted model, not a curated record. Bases 140 to 535 code for a protein of 131 amino acids. Gene Ontology annotation, cellular component: endosome. The transcript is spliced from 4 exons. NCBI's taxonomy places the organism in Eukaryota, Metazoa, Chordata, Actinopteri, Perciformes, Sebastidae. Gene Ontology annotation, biological process: negative regulation of growth hormone receptor signaling pathway; late endosome to vacuole transport via multivesicular body sorting pathway.